Messenger RNA from Prunus mume (Japanese apricot), 591 nucleotides. The record is from RefSeq and is a predicted model, not a curated record. NCBI's taxonomy places the organism in Eukaryota, Viridiplantae, Streptophyta, Magnoliopsida, Rosales, Rosaceae.
AUGGGGCGUCGGAAGAAAUCCCAAGCUUCCAAGCUCACCUCGGGUCAAGAUGACGACCCCCAUGACAACUUAUCGGAGAUCAGGAAAGCUUUAGUCGAAAAUGCCGCCCUUCAAGCCCAACUGAAGAAGGAGCUUUGCCUGCUACGCGCCAGUGAACCCGAAACGAAGAGCCCAAAUCCCACUGUGGUCGCUGGCAGUUCCAAGCGCAGGCCGUCGGCUCAAGGCUCCCUCAAUAUGUUGCCGGCUUCCUAUGUGCUCGAUCCUUGCCCAAGUGAAUGCGGGAAGAGUGUGGCUAGCAUGAAGCAGCCAAAGCAAGCAGAAGAAACCAAGUGUGAGAGUGUGGCUAGCAUAAAGCAGCCAAAGCAAGCAGAAGAAACCAAGUGUGAGAGUGUGGCUAGCAUAAAGCAGCCAAGGCAAGCAGAAGAAACCAAGUGUGAGAGUGUGGCUAGCAUGAAGCAGCCAAAGCAAGCAGAGCCCAGCAUGAAGCAGCCAAAGGAAGCAGAAGAAACCAAGUGUGAGAGUGCGGCCAGCAUGAAGCAGCCAAAACAAGCAGAAGAAACCAAGUGUGAGGUAGGAACAAGCGUUUCUUGA